Tachysurus fulvidraco (yellow catfish) is the source of this 1026-nucleotide messenger RNA. Its product is annotated as proteoglycan 4-like. Bases 89 to 751 code for a protein of 220 amino acids. The record is from RefSeq and is a predicted model, not a curated record. The transcript is spliced from 4 exons. NCBI's taxonomy places the organism in Eukaryota, Metazoa, Chordata, Actinopteri, Siluriformes, Bagridae.
CAAGAUCAGGUGUAAAUUGCACCUGCAGGAGACUUCAGCCUAAAGGAGGAGGAGACUGUGUUCAGUGGACGUGUGAUAUGAGCAGAUUAUGAGACUGAGACGAGGCACAUCACACCAUCACGUUUGGAAAAUGCUCCAGCCUGAAGAAACAGUUUAUGUGCCUGCCACUAAACCUGACCCUGUACAUGUCACUCACAACAUCGACCCCGCGUAUGACCUCAUGUACGACCCCGUGUACAACCCCAUGUACAAACCAGUGUACAACCACGUGUACGACCCCAUGUAUUACCCUGUGUACGACUCCGUGUACUACCCUGUGUACGACCCUGUGUACAACCUUGUGUAUGACCCCGUGUACGAGCUGGUUUACUGCCAAGAGUACUACGACCUGCCACCUGACGUCUACCCCAACUCCCCAACGGUGGAGACUGUUGAAGAAGAACAACUGGAGUCUGUGUCUCCACCUGAGACUCUGUCGCCACCCCAACAUGUGACUCUACCCAAAGCUGUAUUUCUGCCUGAACCUGUGUCUCCACCCGCACCUGCAUCUCCCACUGAACCUGUGUCUCCCACAAAGCCUGUGUCUCAACCCGAGCCUGUGUCUCCACCUGUGACUUUGUCUCAAACCGAGCCUGUGUCUCCUCCUGAGACUUUGUCUCCACCUGAGCCUGAACCUCAACUGGCAUUGGAUCUGUGUCCUGUCCAGACAAAUAACAUUGCGUUCAUGGACUCUUCAAGUUCGGGAAUAUGAGCAGAACAAAGUUUUUGAUGUUAAAAGGAUAUGGAUUCAUCACAUAUUCCUCUGAAGCUGAAGCCUACACAGCUAUCAGGGAGAUGAAUGGGAAGAUUGUGGGAAGGAAGCAGCUGAUUAUUACUCUGUCUAAAACAAAAUAGGAGCUAGCAGAGCAGAAGAUCAGGAAUGGCUGUAAAAGAAGGAGGAGUUAAAUUGAAGGCUCAAAGAGGGUCUGUUCAUUUGUAUAAGGAACCCUAAUAAAUACUUACAAAUGUUGCACAAAUGGUCUCACU